This is a messenger RNA of Stegastes partitus (bicolor damselfish), 1701 nucleotides long. RefSeq names its product E3 ubiquitin-protein ligase rnf146-like. Gene Ontology annotation, molecular function: zinc ion binding; poly-ADP-D-ribose binding; ubiquitin protein ligase activity. Gene Ontology annotation, biological process: ubiquitin-dependent protein catabolic process; Wnt signaling pathway. Gene Ontology annotation, cellular component: cytoplasm; nucleus. Lineage: Eukaryota; Metazoa; Chordata; Actinopteri; Pomacentridae. The record is from RefSeq and is a predicted model, not a curated record. Bases 147 to 1181 code for a protein of 344 amino acids. The transcript has 2 exons.
UGCGGAAGUCCGCUGGCAGCCUUCACACAGCGCAGUCACCGCUCUGCUUCGGCGAGCAGGAACUUUAGAACCAAAUCUAAAUGCGGCCGUAUAAAUAUCUCCGUCUGCGGUUCUGCUGAGGACGCUGCUACAGGCUCCGGUUCAGCAUGGCCGGCCGUGGAGAGCUGGACUGCUCGCCGAAUGCCUCGGCCUCCUCUAAGCUGACGGAGGAGGAAUCCUGCCCCGCCGACUCCACCUCCACCUCCACCUCCACCCCGGAGUGCGCCAUCUGCCUGCAGAGCUGCGUCCAUCCAGUCCGCCUGCCCUGCUGCCACGUCUUCUGCUUCCUCUGCGUUAAAGGCGCCUCCUGGCACAGCAAACGCUGCGCUCUCUGCAGGCAGCAAAUCCCAGAGGACUUCCUGGAGCGGCCGGUCCUCCUCUCACCCGAAGAGCUGAAGGCGGCGGCUGCGGGGCUGAACCGAGGCAGCGGGACGGGAAGCGAGUCCCGUGGAGACUUUGCGUGGUACUAUGAAGGACGUAACGGCUGGUGGCAGUAUGACGAGAGGACCAGCCGGGAGCUGGAGGAGGCCUUCGCUAAGGGCAGGAAGAGCACCGAGAUGCUGAUCGCCGGGUUUCUGUACGUGGCUGAUCUGGAAAACAUGGUGCAGUACCGCAGGAACGAACACGGCCGCAGACGCAAGAUCAAGAGGGACGUUGUCGAUAUCCCAAAGAAGGGGGUGGCGGGCCUGAGGCUGGAGCCCGAACCGGCCUCCGGCUCGACUUUACCCACAGAACGCGUCAGCUCGGCUGAUGGGUCGGACUCUGCCGGCCAAUCACAGUCUUCCUUUGGCAUCCUGGUGUCUCUGCCCCCCGUCAGACCUCAGACUCUGCUGGGACGCCACCUCACCAGCCCUCUGUCUCCACCGCCUUCCACCCUGGAGGAGUCUUUCUCUCAGCUGCUGAUCAGCCAGCCGGAGGGCGAGGAGGUGGAAGGAGAGUACGAGUUCGCAUCCGGCAGCAGUGAAGGCGAGGAAGACGAGGAGGAGGAGGAGAAGGAGCGAGAAGAAGCGACGGCACAAAGGAGACGGAGGCUGAGAGAGAACCAGCCGACCAGAGUCCCUCCGAGAGGCCGACCGUCCAGCUCAGCGCUGAGUCUGCGCUCCCGUAGUCCUGACGGACAGUGCACUGUGACCGAGGUGUGACUGGACGGCUUUAAACUCUGAUCAGUUCAGCAAAAAAUGCAUCUUUGAAGGUCCCAUGGAAGGAGAAACACCUGUAACGUGUUGUUACGUGGGUCACUGGGUGAUCAGCCGUGUGCCAAAUAUGAUCCUGAAAUGCAUCCGACCUGUUUCUACGUCACCAUGUUCUCGGGUUCAUCAGAGAUCUCCAUCCAGCUCAGUUAAAUCUUAAUCUUAGUUGUUUUGUAGGCGGCUUAGCGAACGCUGGACUGCUGGGAUCUGGAAAAAUCAGCUUUCUUGUCCUCCAGCUUUCUUGCAGGUGAAAAAUCAUCCGUCCACUUUUUUGUUUAAUUAAAAAGAAAUAGCUAAAACUUUAGAUUUUAACUUGUUUUAAAGCCUUUAAAAGCUGAUUUAAGACGCAUUUCUUAAGAAGAGUAAUCAACUUUUUGGCCAUAAUCACCGUCCGUCGCUGCCUUCACAUCAGGAGCCGCAACGAUUAAUCGAUUAGAUGUCGACUGUUUAGUUAAAUAGCAAAUAUUCUGAU